AGGGGACAAGAUCAGGGCGGGAGGGCAGACACCGAUCAGCCGGCCAGAGCCCCGCACACCCAGCAAGAUGCUGACCUGGCGGCUGCAGACCCGGGCUGAGAAGGCCGAGCUGCAGGAGCUCAACGCCCGGCUCUACGACUACGUGUGCCGGGUGCGCGAACUGGAGCGGGAAAACCUGCAGCUGGAGGCGGCGCUGCGCGGCCGGCGCGGGGCGGAAGGGCUGCGGGCCGAGGAUCGGGCCCGCUGCGCCGAGGAGGCGCGCGUCCUGCGGCUGCAGCUGGACGAGCUGAGCCGGGCCACGACGGUGGCCGCGGGCGAGCGCGACGCGCUGUGGCGCGAGCUGCUGGAGCUGCGGCGUCUGGACGCGGAGGCCACGGCCGACCGGGGCCGCCUGGAAUCCGAGCUGGGCGCCCAGCGGCGGGAGCUGCAGGAGGCGCUGGGCGCACGUGCCGCCCUCGAAGCCAUGCUGGGCCGGUUGCAAGCCGAGCGCCACAACCUGGACGAGGCCCACGAGCGCCAAGUGCGGGAGCUGCGCGCUCUGUCCUCCGGCCUGACCAUGCACUACCGAGCCGCCCGCGGCCCCGGCCCCGCCGCGGCCCCGCCGCGCCUGCGGGCGGUGCACGACAGCUACGCGCUGCUGGUGGCCGAGUCGUGGCGGGAGACGGCGCAGCUGUACGAGGACGAGGUGCGCGGGCUGGAGGAGGCGCUGCGGCGCGGCCAGGAGAGCCGGCGCGAGGCCGAGGCCGAGGCGCGGCUGUGCGCGCAGGAGGCGGACGCGCUGCGGGCUGAGGCGCUGGAGCUGGAGCGGCUGCGCGCGCAGCUGGAGGACGAGCUCCUGCGCAUGAGCGAGGAGUGCGGGCUGCAGGCCGAGGAGCGGCAGAGGGUGAUUGACUGUCUGGAGGAGGAGAAGGAAGCCCUCACCUUGGCCAUGGCUGAUCGAUUAAGGGACUAUCAAGAACUUCUGCAGGUGAAGACCAGCCUCAGCCUGGAGGUGGCGACCUACAGAGCCUUGUUGGAAGGAGAAAGCAAUCCGGAGAUAAUCGUCUGGACAGAGGAAGUUGCCAACAUGCCACAAGAUUUCAGAAACACAUCCUACCACUACACUGACUCACUAUUACAGAGGAAAAAUGAAAGAAAUCUGCUUCUAAGACAGAAAGCACCCCUGGCAUCCGUAAAUCACAGCUCGGCUCUGUAUUCCAACGGAGUCAGGCACCUGGGGUCCCAGACAGCCACACCUGUCAGAAGUGCAGCCACACGAGGAGUCCUGACCCCAGGCUAUUCUUCCUCCACUACCACCCUGCAGGAAAACGCUUAUGAAAAAACCAUCAAGAGUCAGACCAGUUUCAGAACUGUCUCUCCAACCCUCGGUCUUGGAAGAGAUACAGAUGCUUACGUGAAAACAUUCCCUAGUAGACCGAAAUCAGAAGGUACCAGAGACAUCCUUGCUCAUUUGGCCCACGAGUCACUCCGUGAGGGCCGAGACAGCAGGACGGGAGCCGGGGAGCGUGCUCGGUCACACGAGAGGAGUGUCAUUCUGGGAAAGAAAAUAGAAGUGGAAACCACCAAGGAACAGGAACGCGAGAGACCAGGAAUUGUCCAGAUAAAACCAGAAAGGAAAAUGUUCGAUUCUAAAGAGAAGGCAUCCGAGGAGAGAAACUUAAGGUGGGAAGAACUAACAAAGUUGGAUAAAGAAGCGAGAAAGAGGGAAAGCCAGCAGUUGAGAGAGAAAGCCAAAGGGAAGGAAGCAUUGAAGGAGAAAGAUGUCAAAGGAAGAGAGAUCCCAAUUACUCUAGAAACAUCCCAGGGCACCCAACCGGAAGUGUCCAUGAAAGGUCUCCAGACACUCAGGAAGAAGGAUGCAGGUGACAGCCAGGACACGGAGGCGGUAAAAAGAGAGACUAGGUUCAGGCUGGACACCAGGCACACCGCCAGCUCUCUGCCAGGUGAUCCCAUGACCGAAACCAUCGCUGAAAACAUUGUCACCAGUAUCCUCCAGCAGUUCACCCAGUCUUCCGAUGCAGAAGUAUCUGCCGAUUCUUUCCCAGACACAAAAGUCACUUUUGUGGGCAGGCAGGAGCUUCCUGGUGGCAAGAAAACCAAGACGGAAAUAGUCGUGGAAUCCAAACUGAGGGAAGACGUAGAUGUUUCUCAAGAAGCCGGCCUAGAUUACCUUCUGAGCCAGAAUGUCAAGGACGUGGGCCUGAAGGGGAAAUCGACCGAACAGAUGAUAGGAGACAUAAUCAAUCUGGGGUUGCAAGGGAGGGAGGGGAAGGCAAAGGUAGUCAAUGUGGAGAUUGUGGAAGAGCCCAUGAGCUACAUGGGUGGCGGGGAGUCCCCCACCCCCUUUCAAGUGGAGGAGGCUGAUGACAUGACUCCCAGCUCCAUGGGGAUUGUCGAGGAAGAGGAGGAGGAGGGAGAGACGACGGAUGUCCCAUUCUCCGAUCGCCAACGUGAAAAGACCAAGCAGGCCUGGAAAAACAGACCUCUGGUGGAAGAAGUGACAGAGGCAGGUGACUCAGAGGGAGAGCAGAGUUAUUUUGUGUCGACCCCCGAGGAGCACCCUGGGGGGCUUGGCAGAGACAAGGACGAAGGCUCAGUGUACGGGCAGAUCCACAUUGAAGAAGAGUCUACCAUCAGGUACUCCUGGCAAGACGAGAUCGUGCAGGGCACUUGUCGGAGAAAGAGGGGCCACGUGACAGGUGAGAAGGACAGGGAUGUGGAAGCUGUGGAUAUCCUGGCUCCCCCCUUAGGGGGUGGCCUGGGUUCUGCCCACUGGAAGGAAGAAGCUAGUGGUGAAGUACACGCAGAGCCCACAGUCAUCGAGAAAGAAAUCAAAAUACCCCACGAACUCCACACCUCCAUUAAGCGUGUCUUCUCCAAGGAGCCCCGCCACGAGCUGGUGGAGGUGAUCGGGCAGCUGGAGGAAACCCUUCCCGAGCGCAUGAAGGAGGAGCUGUCCGCCCUCACCAAGGAGGGCCAGGGCGAGCCAGGGAGCAUGUCGGUGGACGUGAAGAAAGUCCACACCUCCGGGGGCGGGGCCGUGACCUUAGUCGCGGAGGUCAACCUGUCACAGACCGUGGAUGCUGACCAGUUGGACCUGGAGGAGCUGAGCCGAGAUGACGCUGGGGAAAUAGAAAAGACGGUUGAGGCAGUGGUCAGAGAGAGCUUGAUCAAGCAACCCAGCCGGACAGCUGGCAGCCCGGACAACGAGGAGGGGACAGAGGUGCCAGUGGGGGGCAUUCGCUUCAAGCGCUGGGCCACCAGGGAACUGUACAGCCCAUCCGGUGAGUGGGAUGACACCAGCCAGGCCUCUCGCAGCACUGACCAGCCCACCGUCCAGGGCCCAGUGUCAGCCACUGUGGAAGUCAGCAGCCCACGGGGUUUUGUGCAAUCUCACGUGGUAGAGGAUAUCAGCCAGUCUGGGAGGCACGUUAAGCUAGGCCCCACUGCCGUCUGGAGGACCGAGCGGGUCUCCCAUGGAGCAGCUGGUGCAGAGGUGUUGGAGGUAAGUGGGGACCUGAGGCCAGCAGGCAGCUCAGUGGGUGCCAGCAGCUCUAUGAGGUUCUUUCCCUCAGCUUCCGGUCAAAGUCAGUUAGCGCCGGAAGUCAUCUUCCCAGGUCCUGACCCGGAAGAGCCUGGCCUGGCCGGGCAGUCUACAGAUGUUGACACAUCUGGAAGGCGCAGCCCCUAUGGUUUCCAGCAGUUCCAUGCUGAAAAGGAAAUUCACUUUCAAGGUCCCUUUUCUGGGUCAGCCAAUGUUGGGGGUAACUUGGAAGUGGAAGAGUCAGUGGGUACUCACACUUCUGUCAGGCACCUCCAGUUAGGCCCCAAAGAAGGGUUCAGGGGGGAAAUCCAGUUCAUAGCCCCCCUCCCCAACCAAGUGGGACGGGGGACCAGAGAGGAGUCACCAGGGAACAGUACACCCGUGACACACAUUACCACGGAGGAGAUAGUUUCCCAGCCGGUGGAAUUUAGUGACUCUGGGUGCACCUUCCAGGGAGAUGGCUCAGCAGACGCCAUCCCGGCCACUCAGGGUCAUGACAUUGGUAGGAAAGUGCUCCUGACUGAACAGAGAACAUUCCAGAGGCUCAUUUCUGAAUCUCCAGGGGGGCAGAGAGCAGGGGACGCAGGCACGGCAGUGUCGUCGAGCUGGAGUCGGUCCUCCAGGCACAUUCGGCUAGGUCCCGCAGAAACUAGAACCUCUGAACACAUCGUCAGCCACGGGUCCAUGUCCAAGACAUCCACAUUUGGUGGUGCGGUGGCCUCCUCAGAGCUAGGCAGGGGAGAUGACAGUCAUAGCCCACUAAGUCCCAUUGCACUGGGGCCCAAAGAAACUUCAUUUACCUUUCAGGUGGACCUGAAUAACGCAAGGGCGAGCCCCAGCCGAACCCCAGGGGCAAAGAUGGAAGCAGACGCUUCUGACUCUGGUAGCUGGAGAGCCACAGACAAUAGGGACGAUCAAGAAGCGGGCAGGAGCUUUCAGCCUUCUGUUGGGGAUGAGCGUCAGGCCCGUGCAGAGCAGGGGGCAGAGCAGGCUGGGUUUGACAAGAUGGUGCAGCUACAAAGAAUCGUAGACCAAAGGUCGGUGGUUUCAGAUGAAAAGAAAGUGGCCCUCCUCUAUCUAGACAAUGAGGAGGAGGAGGAGGAGAGUGAUGGACAUUGGUUCUGACAAACUGACCUGUUCUGAUCUACCUGGCAUCUUGUUUGGAGGCGUGCCAACACGGCUAAAAGGCUUUCCUUAAUCUAUGGCAUGGGAAGAGGCUCACGAUCAAAACUUCCUCUCUCUACAUUUUCUUUGGAGAACUCCAGGCAAUGUCAAGUUCACUUCAGAUUUAAUCGGUAAAGGUUCCAAGGGUAAUUUGUGCCCUUAAGGGCUUUGGAAUUUCAUUUUCCUAUUGGAACUUUUACAAAAUAUUUCUUAGUCUUUUUAAUUUUUUAAAAAAAGUUGCCUUUUCGAACUUGGUGACGUAUAGUUAAUGCCCAUAAGCCUAGCUACUCAGGGAGGCUGAGAUCUGGAGGAUCAUGAUUAGAAGCCAGCCUGAGCAGAAAAGUCCUGAGGGAUUACAUCUCCAAGAUAAUCAGCAAAAGGCUAGGAUGGAGGUGUGUUUCAAGGUGUGGCAAACAAGUAAAAUGUCCUGAGCUCAAACCUUGGUACUGGCAAAAAAAACAAAUACAAACAGCAACAACAACAACAAAUCCACCUUUCUCUGAGUUUUUCUCCCCAAUUGUGUGGAGUUUCUCACCCAGUCACAGAAACAGUUUGCAACUCUUUGAAGCUAUAAUUACCUAUAAACAAGAUGCCUACCACAUUAACCUUAACCAGAUUGAAAUAAUAUAUAUUCAAGAGUAGAUUUUUGUUUGCAUGUGCUAAAUGUGAAAUAAUAGUCAUAAAUAAUAAUAAACUAACAUUUAAGGGAAAAUACAUUUUUCUCUUUUUCUAUGUCUUUUCAAAAAAGAAAUCAUGUAAAAUAAGCAAGACUGUCUGUUACAAGUAUCUACCAAAUGAUUUCUUUGGGAGACAGCUUUUCAGAGAUUUAAAUUCAUUUUAAAGGCUGGAGUGAAUUGCUUUCUAUGUGUAAAAAAAGUUUGUGGAGCGGACCGCUGUAGUCUAAUGUGGCCUUUUGAAUCUACCUUCCUGCUGUGUUCAUAGAGGUUCUUCUCAGGGUGGGGGAGGGUGGGAACGGCUUAUAGUAUAGUUUCUUGGUCAUGAUGCUGGGUCAUAUGAAGUACUGCUAUCUGAACACUCCAUUCCUGCUCUUACCUAAGCUCUAGAGUAGCCAACAACUGUCAAGGUCUUUGAACUUGAGCUUCUCCAAGCCUUAGCCUUCAGCAGUAGAACAGGACCCCCCAUUCAGCAGUGAGAGUGUAGAGCUGCUACCCAGAUGGCAACUCAUGCUUGUAAUCCUAGCCACUCAGGAAGCUGAGAUCUGAGGAUUCCCAUUCAAAG
Molecule: messenger RNA, 5947 nt
Organism: Dipodomys spectabilis (banner-tailed kangaroo rat)
Lineage: Eukaryota; Metazoa; Chordata; Mammalia; Rodentia; Heteromyidae
Gene: Synm
Product: synemin
Exons: 4
Coding region: 68-4669 (1533 amino acids)
Biological process (GO): fast-twitch skeletal muscle fiber contraction; intermediate filament cytoskeleton organization
Cellular component (GO): intermediate filament; neurofilament cytoskeleton; costamere
Molecular function (GO): structural constituent of cytoskeleton; vinculin binding; structural constituent of muscle
Source: RefSeq, a predicted model, not a curated record